AGACUGAGCUGCGUUAGAGAUUGCUGCUAUUGGCUUGUAGUUAUAAAUCAGGAAGUGUCAGUGCACAAAUUCUUACACAUAAGGCUGGAGGACAAUGUUCCGUUCUUUACUCAGUGUUGGUUCAUAGCCAGGUACCAGACUAGGCUGGCAGCGAGAGAUCCGCCAGAAUUUGCUCCUUGCGCCGUUGACAUGAGGAGCUCAGAAGCCUCAAGCAGAGACCUAGUGAUCCUGUAUGAAGAGGAGGCAGAAGAGUGGAGUGCAUAUUUGAAACAGAUUUUCCUGGACCAAUUAAAUCCAGAAAGUAUCCACUGCUUUAAAAUUGGAUGUCUCAAUGACCUGAAAAUUGCAACUCCCAAGCUGGCUGCCUACAGAUGCAAGUUGCUGGUGCUCACUCCUGGUUUCCUAACUGCACUGACAAUCCCAAAGAGAAUCCACCUCAGUAAGAUUUUGCAAGCUUCUGAUGAAGUGGUGCUGCUUCUCUGUGGAGUACCGAAUUCCGAUGAACUCUACCAGCUGGUGUCUAUACCGAGAGGGAUCUGUGAGCUCUCGAGCGAUCAGGAUGCUCAAGACUAUCAGUCUGCUGUCAUCAGCAUCCUCAAUUCAGGAUCUUGCCAACAACAUGAAUACCCCGCACAAGAACUGUGCUUGAAGGAGUACAAUGCCCCUGAAGAUGCCACAUCAGGUACACCCAUGUGGCUGGCUGUGUCUCAGUUACUGGCACUAUGCUCAGAUUCAUUUAUAGAAUCUGGUGGCAAUGAUUGGCAGCAGUGCAUGGGUCCAAGAGAAGAUCCACUUGGAGGGCUUGGUUCCUUUAAUGCCGUCACAGUGCCUGUGUUGGUGAUACCAAAUCGGAUACAGUGCAAAAGCCCAAGUGAGAUUUACAUGCUGCUGAAAAAUACCGUAUCGCUCAGUGAAAACCCAGAGAUUGAAUUUCUGUCAAGGACUGAGAAAGUGAAGGUUCGACCAACUAUUUGGAACAGUCAAACACUUUGUGUAAGAGCUCUCGAUCUGCCUGCUGGCUUAGUGACAAUGAGCCUUUAUUGUGGAGGAGUGAGAAUUGCCCAGGCUGAAGUUUUGUACUACACUCCAAUGGAAGAAAUUGAGCGAUUGCUAAUAAGAACAGCUGAUCCAAUAGAAUUCAUCUGUCAGGCAUUUCAGAUUAACUCCAAGGAUCAAUUGGAUCAGCUCCUCACUCAAUCUCUUCGUAACUCACUACCACCCAGUGGACUUGGUGUUUUCCAAAGCCUUGGGCCUAAUGAACGAACUGAACACAGCGAUCUGGGACAUGGCCAUGAGUUCCCAACCCUGCUCCAUUUUGCAGCCAACAAUGGACUAGAGAAUCUUGUCACUCUGCUUCUAGAAUGUCCUGGAUCAGCCCAGGCCUCCACUGUCCUGAAUGUUCGCGGAGAAAACCCAAGAGAUAUCGCUGAGAAGAAUGGAUUUCAGCAAAUCCGGGAGCUCUUAGAUAAAUUUGCAGCAAUAACUGAGAGAUACCGGAGGGAGGAUACAUUCCAGAAUAAUUAUGACGUUCAUCAAUGUGCGGAAAAAGAUGAAGAAGAAAAUGUCUAUGAAAUGAUGGCAAAGUGCAAUAUAAACAGCUCAGCUAAAGAGUGCACAAAAAUGGUAGAGAAUGAGAAAGCAAUGAGUGAGGAGGAUCCAUAUUCUUUAACAAUGGAUGAUGAAGACCCCUAUGAUCUAAUUUUACCAGAAGACAGAAAGGAAAGUACGGCCAUCGUUGUAAAGAGGCCACCUGCACCUAUUCCUCGACCAACGACCCUGCAGUGUGUGGACAACACACCCUUUAUAGCUCAAGUGUUUCAGCAAAAGACUGGAAAAGUUCCCAAUGACAAGCUCGGCAAUGCCCCUAAAAGAGCUAACAGGCCCAAGAUUGGUGAGAGUCCAGUUUACGACACAUUCAGGCCAGAGUACAAUCCAGGACAGCAACAGCUGAUCCAUCUGCAAGAACUGGUCAAGAAGGGAGUUCUCACUGUCAAUGAAGCACAGGAAAGGUUUAAACAAUGGCAGAUGGAAGAGAAGGAUCAGGAUGCUGUACAACAGGAGAAAUUGCGUAAGCUCCGAGAGAUCAUUACAAAGGACCGGCAUGAUGCAGAGGAUCUCUAUGAUAAACUCAAAAUAGUUCAUCCUUCAGAUGAUGGUAGUAAAAAGAAUGAUGACAAUGUGUACAACGUUCCAACAGCAAGAGGACAAGAGACUUGUCACUAUGCAAAACUGACAAAAAUAAAAUAAAAAGGUUUACAGUCUGCAUUCGUGGUUUUCACUGCCAAAACAAGGCCUUGGAAUUUCAGCCAGCUAUACUUUUCAAUCUGCGCAAAUGAAUUAAAGCUUCAGAAGAUUCUAAUCACAGUAACAUUUAACAAAAUGCAUGAAUAUGCAGGAUGAACUUAACUUUUUACCGUGUCCACCCCAGUCCAACACCAGCACCUCCACAUCAUCCAAGAUGAUGAUCAACCCUGGACCUGAAUUGCAUCAGGUAUUAUUUAUUAUGAGGAUACUGUUCCAUUGGAGAUAUCACUGGAUAUUGUAUGAAAUAUUUUACACAAGAAAGGAGCCAAAACUGUUCAUAAAUAAGACUGUUACAGCCACGCACAUGCUGAACUAAUCCACAGCAUCAGUCCCAUGAUUCCAGUCCAGUGGUAAUGAGGAUUCAUAUCAACAGAAAAACCCAAGGAAAAUAUUGGGUUUUUUUUUUCUAAUCACAAGACAGGCAGUCUCCAAUUAUGAUUUAAUCAAGUCAGAUUUCAAGAUUUGUAAACUCUGCAUCUCCAAUGCAUAAACAUGACAUUGAUAUUUUAGUUUGAUUUCGACAUUGAUAUUUUAGUUUGAUUUCGACACUGAUAUUUUAGUUUGAUUUCGACAUUGAGCAGCUGUUAAUCACACUUCUCUCACUGAUCACAAAUUGAAACUGCAAGCUUGGUGAUUUCAUUAUUUUGGCAGUAUGGAGCUUUCACAAAUAAUAAAUACAUUUAUUGGAAAUGUUUCUUCACAGUGAUAUAAAAUCCAAAUUUUGAAAAUUAAAUCUAUCCAAAUGGCAAUGAGACAAUGACAUAUCUU
Molecule: messenger RNA, 3072 nt
Organism: Stegostoma tigrinum
Lineage: Eukaryota; Metazoa; Chordata; Chondrichthyes; Orectolobiformes; Stegostomatidae
Product: B-cell scaffold protein with ankyrin repeats-like
Exons: 17
Coding region: 190-2247 (685 amino acids)
Biological process (GO): B cell activation; negative regulation of phosphatidylinositol 3-kinase/protein kinase B signal transduction; negative regulation of B cell activation
Molecular function (GO): signaling receptor binding; protein tyrosine kinase binding
Source: RefSeq, a predicted model, not a curated record